This is a messenger RNA of Oldenlandia corymbosa var. corymbosa, 593 nucleotides long. The record is from the annotation of a GenBank genome assembly. Lineage: Eukaryota; Viridiplantae; Streptophyta; Magnoliopsida; Gentianales; Rubiaceae.
GUUAGAUUCAUCAUAAAAGUGAUGACAGAACCAAGAGAAAUUAAUAAAGCAUUUGGCGGUAUUAAGAUGUUUUCGAGCUCGAAGUCGAUGAAGAUCACGGCGGUGUUUUUGCUGGCAGUAGUCCUAUUUCUUGGUGCAAUAAUGGAAAGAAGUGAAGCGCCAACACCAACUGCUGCCCAGUGCAAGAUGGAAAGGAGGCUUGGGAUCAAUGCAUGCAAACCUGUUUUGUACGGAAGCCGGCCGCCGCCGGAGUGUUGUCAGCGUAUCAGAAUCACUCACGUCGAAUGUGUUUGCCCUGUCAUCACUCCUCAGUUAGCCGCACUCGUCGGCGACAUCAACCGUGCCAUAACCAUUAUUCAAGGCUGUGGAAGGGUUGUUCCCCGCCACUUCAAGUGUGGUAGUAUCACAACCCCUUGAGUCAAGCUAUGCUGGUGCGGGGAGAUUGAGGCAUGAGAGUCCACCGAUCAUUCAUGACGUCUACACGUUUCUGUAUCACAUAUCUAGCUAGUACUAUAAUAUUACUCCCUCUGUCCCAAAAUUAUUGUCCAGUUUGAAAUUUCACUUUUAGUACAAUUUGAACUAGAAAUGAAAUC